AAAUCCCUCAGGUGACGGCACAUGGUCCUUCUUGCGCGCAAAACGAGGAACAGGGACCGGAAAACGGAACUUCCAGGACGCAACUUCCCCGAAAGGCAACUAGCUUCCUCACGUGUCGAGCAUUCCUCACCAAUGAGAGAGCGACUUUGCACGUGAUGAGACUGUUAGCGCAAUGCAUGAUUGGUUCCGCGUCUUCUAGCGCAAUCGGCAGUUGCACGUCAUUGGCUGAUGGUGUCCUGAGUCUUGCCUGGCCCUCUGAUUUCAGGGUAUUUCCCCCUCCCACGCUCCCACCUCCUUCCCCCUUCUCCUCCCCUACCAUCUCCUCCAUCAGAUAUAUGCCUUGAUACCAUCCAGAGCUCUCAGAAAAGUAGGCCAUCUCUCACGGUCCAGUCUACAGCACAUCUUGGGCACGGAAGUCAUCACUAUUCCUUCCAGUUGGGUUGUCCCAGCAUAUUCACCUGAUAUCACUCCCUCGUAUCAGCAAGGCACACUAUGACUACCACAGCUUUCGGAACCCAGACUUCUACCAUGACAUGGACGACCAGAGAGCAUCGUCGCCGGAUUCCGCUGACAUCCUUCACUUUGCUGACCGUCCCUGAAGAGUCCAUGCUCUCAGGCUAUCUCAAGAAGGUUGAGGCCAUCGAUGUCAGCAUGAUGGAAAGGUCUCUCAGAGCAGAUGGCAGGGCCUGGCCGUGCUCUUCUGGCUAUCAAGCCAAAGACUCCCUGCCAUCUCCGCCUUCCAGCCAACCAACCUUUGAUGACUGCAUCACUGACAGCAAAGCCGAUGACUCCCAGCCUGAGCACGAACUUGACAAGUUCAUGGGCGCUCUCACUGCGGCCGAAUCACCUGACGCUGUCAUCAAGACCAUCGCCAGGUCAAAGUCUUCAAAGCUUUGUCCCUCCAAGCCUGCUGCCUAAAUGGAGAUGACAGUCAGCAAAUACGCUGUGGUCUGUGAAUGGAACAAGCAUAUGGACCGGCAUGAGAGACCGUACAAAUGUCACGAAGCCGGAAGCGGACCCAACCCGGGAUUCACUUACUCUGGUGGACCGCUGAGGCAUCAAGGAGAAGUUCACAAGAUGCACUUGGUGAGCGACUUCUGUCCGUUCCCCAACUGCAACGUCGAGAUUUUGGCUUGUAUUAGCAUGCAUGACCAUUCCCAGGAUGACUCAUGACCAAGUGAUGGCAUUGUCUCCUAUUCUACCUCAUAAACAUCUGUUAUGGACAUGUGGGAAGUGUGGUGGUAGUCAAGGCUGCAUGUCACGUGCAUGGAGUCCAGUCCUUCCCAUAGUGGCGGUAGUCGUCCAAAGUGCCCAAGGCUGAAUGUUGUUAUAUCGUCCAACAUCACAACAUUUAGACUUGGCAGACCGAGUGAGCCACGUGGACUCACUCGUUACCUUAUCUUGUGCUCCGUAGUCGCGCUCUUGGGGUGUCAAUUAUUCAAGACCUGCCC
This is a messenger RNA of Exophiala xenobiotica, 1451 nucleotides long. RefSeq lists its product as uncharacterized. The transcript is spliced from 2 exons. The coding region runs from base 493 to 918 and encodes 141 amino acids. The record is from RefSeq and is a predicted model, not a curated record. Lineage: Eukaryota; Fungi; Ascomycota; Eurotiomycetes; Chaetothyriales; Herpotrichiellaceae.